GAAAUAAAAUUAAUGUCCAACAGUAUUACGCAGAGUUCUUACUCCGCAUAAAGAAAUACGCAAUGAAUAUUAAAAUGAUGUCCCAACGCUUUUCUAAAAUCCCAAGUGGCACACGUGGGUGGUGCGUGGGAUCCCCAAGUCAAUUCAUUUCGAUUUAUUUUCAAUAUCGCGUUAAACUCGGAAAACCUCAGAUUGCGCAGGAACAUGUGGAUCUACGUGACAUUUUUUCUAAUAAUAAUUGUAAUCAGUGAUGGAAGGUACAUGAGGAUCAAGAGCAAACCGCGGAACGUCUUCUUCAAGUACCGCGAGGGAGUGACAGGUGAGAAAACUCUCCCUAGAUGUCGACCCCAUGACGCCUGCAAUAUCCUCUACAAGAGAUUCUGGACGGAUGACAUUGUGGAGAGACUCUGCAGGUGUCCGAAUGGAGAGGAAUGCCCCUGGACUGACAAAUUCGACAAUUACACGAUGAAUGUCAACAACAGAUCAUUUCUGAAGGAAUUCCCAAAUUUCCAGUUCUGCGAUCCCGUCAACCCCGAGAAUAUCUGCAAGCCUCGAAAGACAGCGGCUGUAGUUCGCGGUGAAAUUUCAGAUAAUCAUGAAAACCUGACAGCCCACAGAGUUCGAGUCACCUGCUACUGCCCCAAAUCCUAUUUUUGGCAUGUACAGAGGUACGAUUACACCGAUAACAAGCUUUAUCAGCGCUUUAGGUGCUCCAAGCAGAGAAUGUGCGGUAGCUACGAAUUCUGCGGACUUGUGAGGAACGAUUUAUAUUCCACGUAUUAUCGGUGCUCGUGCCCCAGUGGUAAUUUAUGUAUCCCGAAAGAUAAACAGCUAGAAAGUACUCAAGAGUUUUUGUACUCAGGGCCUGUUAUCAACGCGUACUGCGAUCCUUGGAAUAUCAGCAGUACAUAUUACUAAAAAUUCAGAGGCUUUUACAAAUUUUUCCCUAAAAUCUAUACUGUCCAAGCAAAUAAAUGAUUUAUGAAACAAAAAACUU
This is a messenger RNA of Fopius arisanus, 997 nucleotides long. RefSeq lists its product as uncharacterized. The transcript is spliced from 4 exons. NCBI's taxonomy places the organism in Eukaryota, Metazoa, Arthropoda, Insecta, Hymenoptera, Braconidae. Gene Ontology annotation, cellular component: extracellular region. The coding region runs from base 205 to 918 and encodes 237 amino acids. Gene Ontology annotation, biological process: digestion; lipid catabolic process. Gene Ontology annotation, molecular function: enzyme activator activity. The record is from RefSeq and is a predicted model, not a curated record.